This is a messenger RNA of Capsicum annuum, 2168 nucleotides long. Its product is annotated as protein misato homolog 1. Gene Ontology annotation, cellular component: cytoplasm. The transcript is spliced from 9 exons. Bases 207 to 1934 code for a protein of 575 amino acids. The record is from RefSeq and is a predicted model, not a curated record. NCBI's taxonomy places the organism in Eukaryota, Viridiplantae, Streptophyta, Magnoliopsida, Solanales, Solanaceae.
AAAAUUGAUAAGUAUGAUUUUCAGAGUUAAAAAAGAAAUUUGACAAAGAAGGGAGUAGCACUUAGCGGCGUUUGGACUCUCUUCGGUUGAAUUUUCCAGACAAAAAAUUGCCUACCAAUUUGUGCGCACCUCCAUUAAUCUACUUGCCUUUUCCCUCUCUCCCUGGCCUCGUUUGCUGUCGGCGUCCAUUGGUGUUCCUUUCAAGUAUGAGGGAAAUAGUAACUAUUCAAGUGGGAAAUUAUGCCAACUUUAUUGGCUCUCAUUUCUGGAACUUCCAGGAUGAACUACUUGGAUUGGCUGAAAUCCCUGAAAGUGAUCAAGUGUUCAAAAAUCAUAGUCUUGAUAUGGAUGUGUUGUAUCGUACUGGGGAAACUCAGCAAGGCCUCCUUACAUACACACCUCGAAUGGUCUCAGUAAACUUUCAAGGGUCCCUUGGAUCUGUGAGUUCACGUGGAUCGUUGUACUAUCAAAUCCCAGCCAAACACUUGGAUGUUAUGGCAUGGAAGGGCAGAGUCACAACUCAUGCAUCUGAACCUUUGAAAAGGAAUCUUUUCUUGCAAAGCUUAAACGAGGAAGAACAGGAGAGCGUGAACAAAGCUAAUGAUUUAGACAACUUGAACAACAAUUCUCAGGCAGAAAUUCAAGAUAAGGACAUCGUUGAAUGUUUGGAAAGUGAUGUUCAAUACUGGACAGAUUUUUCAAAAGUGCACUAUCAUCCACAGAGUUUGUAUGAAUUAAGUGGAUUAUGGACAGAUAUUCAGGAUUUCGAUAAUUAUGGACUCGGGAAGGAGGCAUUUUGUGGGCAUCAACAUGGUGAAGAAAUAGAUGACAGACUUCGUUUCUUCAUUGAAGAAUGCGAUCAUAUUCAGGGGAUCCAAUGCGUUGUAGAUGACUCUGGAGGCUUUUCUGGUGUAUCUGCAAUGUUCCUGGAGAGCAUUGCAGAUGAGUACCCAAACGUCCCAGUUUUACUAUAUAAUGCACGUAAUCCUAGCUUGCACAUGGAUUCCAAAGGCCGCAAGCAAGUUAUCUCCCGUAAUCUUCACGAUGCGGUCUCAUUUUCAAGGCUGUCAGAGCUAUGUAAAUUGAUUAUCCCUGUUGGUUUGCCCUCCCUGAGUGGAAGUAGAGCUUCCCAGUAUCUCUGCAUCAAAGACGAAAAGCCUUACCACUCCAGUGCAGUGUAUGCGUCUGCAAUGCAUUCAUUUAGUCUCCCUUUUAGGAUGAAACAAUUAGGGCCAUCUGCAGAAUCAAUCUGUACGUCUGGUGCUCUUGAUAUGUAUGGGAUGGUAAAAAUGCUAGCAGGCCAAAUGAGGCAGAACAUGGUAGCUAUAUUGGAUGUUGCCAUGCCGACACCUUCUUUAAGUGUAGACCGGGCUCAGCAGUCCUUUCUCGGGAACUUGCAGCCCUUGAUUCCGGACAUAGCAGAAGAUGUUGAAGAUUUCCAUGCAGUGGAAGCUAUGAACAUUCACGGAGCAGUUACAUCUGGAAAUCGAAGGGCCUCAAUUAGUGAAGUUAAGGAUGCAGUUGAGGCUGCUUAUGAUAAUUCAGUCACACAAAGGCCCAAAUUCUCACACCUAUCCGCUUCUACUUGUCCUCUUCCUAUACCCUUGCCUUUCCCUUUGAUCUUUGGCAAUAUGGUUGGCCAACACGGCGAGCUGUUGGAAACCCCGAUUUCAGGUUCUCCAUCCAGGGGAUCCCUUGAAGUCCAUUCCAUUCCUAUGGCGACAAGAUUACGUUCAAGCACUGCUGUUUUGCCCUUUUUGGAAAGUAAACUUGGAAAUCUUCGUAGGUUUGGUAUUGAGCGAGGAGCCCUUGGGGCCCCAUUGCUCCAAAGUUGGGGUUUUGGGAAAGAUGAAGUGGAAGAUAUGGGAGAGGUACUGUCUAAGAUGGUAACGACACUGAAACCCCAUCUUGAAUAUUCCUCUGAUUCGGAUUGAGUUUUCAAGGAGCAUAUUUUGUUUUUGAGUGCUGAUUGGAUAGUACUUCUGGUUAUAAGCAAUUCACUCUUUUUGAAUCACUCAUCUUGAUCCUUCUUUUUUCUAUUUUUUUUUUCUUUUUUGGGUGUUAACUUGCUUUAGCGGAUGCAUUAGAGGUGAAAAGGAUCCUCUUACUUUGUUAGUACUAUUUUCUCUCUCUGUUAAUUAAUGUUAUUAUUUUGGUAAUUCCAUCGA